Messenger RNA from Hippoglossus stenolepis (Pacific halibut), 1332 nucleotides. RefSeq names its product protein C19orf12 homolog. Lineage: Eukaryota; Metazoa; Chordata; Actinopteri; Pleuronectiformes; Pleuronectidae. The record is from RefSeq and is a predicted model, not a curated record.
GCCUUUGGAAAACAAGAACAGGCUCCACGGAUAUUCAUGAGGAUUUAAAAACACAGUCAGUAUGUGUCAUCGACUCAAUGAUGUCAUGAGGCUGUGUUGUGAGUUAUCUGCCAAUCAGCAGAUCCAGGGCCUGGCCUUCGCCGGGGGGCUGGUCGGGGGUCCUCUGGGUAUUGCAGUAGGCGGCGCCGUCGGAGGCCUGCUGGGCUGCUGGCUGACCAGUGGACAGUUCAAACCGCUGCCUCAGAUCCUCAUGGAGCUCAGUCCUCAGCAGCAGCAGAAGCUUUACGAGGACCUCAUGGUCGUGCUGGGAGACAUUCAGUGGACAGAUGUGGUGCAGCUCUCCGCUCUGGUGAUGGGCAACGCCGCCCUGAAGCAGCAGCUGACGGCCGCCCUGCUGGGAUACGUUACCAAGGAGCUCCAGGCCGAGGUGCACUACGUGGAUUAGUGUCUGUGGAACACACUGGGCAACAUGAGUCGGAGGCCUCAGUUCUCAAGAGGAUGAAGUCUGGAAAAAUAAUGUGAACUGUUUUUAUGAAGCUGGAGAAACAUUUAAAUUGAAUGUGAAAUCAGAGUCCUGGUAACACUGGUUAAAAAACAGGUUAGCACAUUAUACCCUUGUGUUUUCUCCCCCCCCCUUUUCUUGUUUGUUUGUAAGUUUAGUGGUUUGUCAGCAGGAUCACACAAAACUACCCAAUGGAUUCCUCUCAAACUUGGUGAAAGGACAAGAACCCAUUACAUUUUAGCACAGUUCCGAACAAAUGGGCAGAUAAAUAUUUUUUCUUCUUCUUUGACCCUUUCACCAAUUUCCAUAGGAAUAAUUUAUCGGUCUUGAUUCUUUUUUUAAAUCGGGCACAUUUAGUUAACUGAUAUUUAUGACUGUGUGCCAUUUUGUGCAGCUCGAUUGGUUUUAAUGGGACUGUUGGGCCUUCGUGUUGGUAUAUGUGCUCUACUGAGUGGGAUUCUGGUUAUAUAUUAAAACUGUUGUUUACGAGGGUAAACAUACUGAGGGAAGAUCACUUAUCAGUUGCAGGAGUCUUUAAUUCAUUAAGCGUGUAAUGGUUCUGAUGUUAAAAGUUACUCUGAUUUAAGGUUUGACUGCAGCUACACUGAAGCACUGUUCUCAGAAAAUACAGGUACAGCCCACUGUCGUAUUUAAAUGCAGAUGAUCAUGUACAAAGUGACUGUACAGUGAGAAAUAUUUUUUAUUUGAUGUGCAUUAAUCAAGUACAAGUGAAUAUUUAUUUUUUACUUUGUGUACAGUAUAUUAUAUUGCCAUCACAUCAAGUCAAAUAAUGAAAUGCUUUCAUCAAUAAAAGCAAAGAAAAAAUUGAA